UUGAAGCUUACAUCGAAAGCACUAAUUUGUACAAAUCUGCGAAGACAAAUGACGAAAUGGCAAAUAACUUUGCAGUGGAAGACGCCACCCACUUGUGUGGCGUUAAGACGACUGAUUCAUUUAAAUGCUCCUCUACACGGCGUAGAAGAAGUGAAGGCACCCACCUUUCCGGAUUCUGUAACUACUGGUGAUGUCAAGUUCAUUAAAAAAGAAGGUGAUGCAGUUGCAAUGGAUGAGGUGGUGCUUGAAAUAGAAACAGACAAGACCGCACUACCAGUUAUGGCACCUGGCCACGGAAAAAUUGUCAAGAUGCUCGUAAAGGAAGGCGAGGCGGUUAAAUCACAGCAGCCACUGUUUCAGAUUGACGUAACUGGCGUGGCACCGGCGCCAACUGCUGCUGCGGCAAAACCCACGGCGGCACCAGCGGCGCCCGCAGCACCAGCAGCACCAGCACCAGCUGCUGCGGCACCAGCAGCUACCCCUGCCGCCAAAGCCCAAGCCACAAAGACGACGACUCAAAUCAUCAAAGCACCAGGCGCACCUACGCUGGCAGCCCAAAAACUCGCAGACCCAACAAAAACCAUAUCAGGUUCGCGUACAGAGUUCCCGAUUGGAAUGAACCAAAUGCGCAAACGCAUUGCAGAGAGGCUAAAGGAGGCACAAAACACCACAGCUAUGUUGACGACGUAUAAUGAGUGUGAUAUGAGCCGUCUAAUGGCGUUUCGGAAGUCAAAUUUGGAGGCCUUCACGAAGAAGUUCGGCGUGAAACUAUCUUUCAUGUCGCCAUUUAUCAAGGCCGCUGCCAACGCUUUAGAAGACCAACCAGUGGUCAACGCAGUGAUUUUGGGUGACAAAAUUGUAUACAGAGACUACGUAGAUAUUUCAGUAGCGGUUGCUACACCGAAGGGACUUGUAGUACCAGUAAUGAGAAAUGUUGAAUCUAUGGAUUACCCACGCAUAGAGCUUGCCAUGCACGUCUUAGCUGAGAAGGCUCGAAAUGGUAAACUUACACCGAGCGACAUGCAAGGCGGUACUUUCACCAUCAGUAAUGGCGGCGUUUUUGGCUCAUUGCUAUCAAUGCCGAUCAUCAACCUGCCACAGUCCGCCAUUUUGGGAAUGCACGCUAUUGUGCAAAGGCCUGUCGCUAUUAAUGGAGAAGUAAAAAUAAGACCGAUGAUGUAUUUGGCCUUAACCUAUGACCACAGAUUGAUCGACGGCCGUGAAGCAGUAUUGUUCCUACGCAAAAUCAAGUCCGGCGUUGAAGACCCCACAUCAAUUCUGGCCGGAAUUUAA
Molecule: messenger RNA, 1293 nt
Organism: Parnassius mnemosyne (clouded apollo)
Lineage: Eukaryota; Metazoa; Arthropoda; Insecta; Lepidoptera; Papilionidae
Source: the annotation of a GenBank genome assembly